GCCUGUCAAAAUGCUUUUUGUUUUAUAAAAAAUUCAGCUUUAGUUGUCAACAUGCGCAAUUCGAGCGAUAUUUUCUGCCUGAAAGAAGCCAAAGCAGGGGAGAACGAUGGUAGCAUGAUAUUCUCAGUAAACGGAGCUCGUUCAGUUCGUAUAAAUAGAAGAAGCAGCAAUCCAAUCGAUGGAUUCCAGUACGGUUCAAACUCUACGAAUGAGGGAGAAGCUUUCAGGAGUCGCAGCGAGAUCUUGAAGACGGACUCUGAAGAACUGAAUUCAGAUCUUUCCAAGAUACCACUAGAUGGUGAUGAGAUCCCAGAAUCUCCAAGAAGUGAUGACGAAGAUCUACACAUCGAACCGCAAACGUCCAAAUCAUCGAAUGAAGUCAAUACUUUUGUCAAAUUGGAGAAGACUGAUCCCAAAGGCAAUGCUUCGUCCAUCAAAAGGAAUAUCUUGACAGGAGCUGGCAUGGAGGUCAAGGAUAGCACUCCGAUGAAGAAGAAGAUCAAUAACACAUGGACAAGAUAAGGAAAAGUUGGGUGAUAUAUUUUAUAUUUGGAAUAUUUGUAGGGAAAUUUAUCUCCUAAUAAAGUUAUUCAAAUUUU
This is a messenger RNA of Harmonia axyridis, 599 nucleotides long. RefSeq lists its product as uncharacterized. NCBI's taxonomy places the organism in Eukaryota, Metazoa, Arthropoda, Insecta, Coleoptera, Coccinellidae. The record is from RefSeq and is a predicted model, not a curated record. The coding region runs from base 52 to 522 and encodes 156 amino acids. The transcript has a single exon.